This is a messenger RNA of Microsporum canis CBS 113480, 1584 nucleotides long. RefSeq names its product cytochrome P450 51. The coding region runs from base 1 to 1584 and encodes 527 amino acids. The transcript has 4 exons. The record is from RefSeq and is a predicted model, not a curated record. NCBI's taxonomy places the organism in Eukaryota, Fungi, Ascomycota, Eurotiomycetes, Onygenales, Arthrodermataceae. Gene Ontology annotation, molecular function: iron ion binding; monooxygenase activity; heme binding. Gene Ontology annotation, biological process: ergosterol biosynthetic process.
AUGGGGCUGCUAGCUGAUAUUGUCUCUCGUUUCUGCGAGAAUUGCUCUACCCUGUCCACCACCGCGCUCAUUUCCAGCGGCAUAUCAGCUUUUAUCGUCCUCUCCAUCAUCAUCAACGUCCUCCUACAGCUUCUGUUUAAAGACCCAACAAAGCCUCCUGUGGUUUUCCACUGGGUCCCUAUCAUCGGAAGCACCAUCUCCUAUGGGAUUGACCCCUAUAAGUUCUUUGACGACUGCAAGGCGAAGUAUGGAGAUAUCUUCACAUUCAUACUCCUGGGAAAGAAGACCACCGUCUUUUUGGGUACAAAGGGCAAUGAUUUUAUCUUAAACGGGAAGCUCAAGGACGUUUGCGCCGAGGAGGUCUAUUCGCCUCUCACCACUCCAGUGUUCGGACGACACGUCGUUUAUGACUGUCCCAACUCCAAGCUUAUGGAGCAGAAGAAGUUUGUCAAGUUUGGCCUCACCUCCGAAGCACUUCGAUCUUACGUCACCCUGAUCACGAAAGAAGUCGAACAGUUCUUCGAAACAUCCCCGAUUUUCAAGGGCGACGCUGGAGUUUUCAAUGUCAGCAAGGUCAUGGCUGAAAUCACUAUCUAUACGGCCUCUCGGUCUCUACAAGGCAAGGAGGUGCGCGAAAAAUUUGACUCCAGUUUCGCGGAACUCUACUCUGAUCUUGACAUGGGAUUUGCUGCCAUCAACUUCAUGUUCCCAUGGGCUCCCUUCCCUCAUAACCGCAAGCGUGACCGUGCUCAAAGGAAGAUGGCUCAAAUCUACACCGAUAUCAUUCGUCAAAGGCGAGAGUCCGGUGGAAAGAAGGACUCUGAAGAUAUGGUGUGGAACUUAAUGUCGUCUGUAUACAAGGAUGGAACUCCAAUUCCCGAUAUCGAGGUUGCCCACAUGAUGAUUGCUCUAUUGAUGGCCGGCCAACAUUCCUCCUCUUCCACCGGAUCCUGGAUCGUCCUCCGCCUUGCCAGCCGCCCCGACAUCAUUGAGGAGCUCUACCAGGAACAGCUCCGUGUUCUAGGCAAGGAUCUUCCACCGCUCACCUACGAAUCUCUACAGAAGCUCGACCUUCACAACAACGUUAUCAAGGAGACUCUCCGCCUUCACGCUCCAAUUCACUCGAUUCUCCGUGCAGUAAAGUCACCCAUGCCUGUCGAAGGAACCAGCUAUAUCGUCCCAACCUCUCACAAUCUCCUUGCCGCUCCUGGUGUUCCGUCACGCGACCCCCAGUACUUCCCUGACCCAUUGGUCUGGAACCCACGCCGAUGGGAAAACAACGCUGGCGUCACCGUAGUGGAGAGCAGCGAAGAAAAGACAGAUUACGGAUACGGUUUGGUUAGCAAGGGUGCCAACAGUCCUUACCUCCCAUUCGGUUCCGGCAGGCAUAGAUGUAUCGGUGAACAGUUCGCAUAUGUACAGCUCGGAACAGUAACAGCUUCUCUAGUGAGAUUACUCAAGUGGAAGCAAGUUGAAGGCACCAAGCCCGAAGUGCCACCUACUGACUAUUCGUCUCUCUUCUCAAAGCCCCUUGGCAGCCCAAUGGUCGCAUGGGAGAAGCGAAAACAGCCAUCUCAGAAAUGA